Rangifer tarandus platyrhynchus (Svalbard reindeer) is the source of this 2271-nucleotide messenger RNA. The record is from the annotation of a GenBank genome assembly. Lineage: Eukaryota; Metazoa; Chordata; Mammalia; Artiodactyla; Cervidae.
AUGUUGCGGCGGCUUGAGGAGCGCGAUGAACCACCCGGCACUCCUCAACCAACCACGCUGCUGCAGCAACUCCACAAGGACUGUAGCGAGAAGCAGCUCUCCCCACAGCAGCAGCUGCAACUGCUACAAGUGCUCGCUAAGCUCCGAUACCAGCUGCAGCCGUCAGUUCCGCUGAGAAAUCUGCUGUCGGAGAUCUUCCAGCAGCUGCUGGCUGCAUGCGCGCGAAGAGCGGAGGCCUCUGACUCCUCUGCGGAGUCAUCCGCUGCUGCAGCAGAUCUUCCUGUCGCUGUCUCUGCUGCUCCAUAUGACGAAGAAGUAGCAGCAGCAACCGAAGAAGGCAGGACAGAUACAGCUCCUCCUUCGUGGGCUGCGGAGGUUCUUAUGUUGUGGGCUUGCUCCUGGCAGCUCCAGCAUCUCUGCAGCCGCUGGAUGCUGGUGCUUCCGUUGCUGUUGGUGCUGCUGCCGCUGGUGCUGCUGCUGCUGCUGCCGCUGCUGCCGUCUCUUCAGUUGCUUUCUUGUGCGACCGUACGUGGCGUCUGCUUCUGCCUAAUGCUGUCGGUGGGCCUGCUGGAAGACCCACGGCGCUGGCGCUCAUCCGCGUGGCUGCUGCUGCUACUGACUGCCGCUGGUGUCGCAACGAAGGAACUUACCCUCUUGAUGCUGCUGCUGGGGCGUAUGGGCCGGUGCAACGGAGCAUUUGCUGCGGAGGAGGCGCAACUAACCAAGCAGCAGCGCCUUCGCAACGACCGCGAGCGACGACUGCUAGUCUCCGCCUUGGGCGUCUUCUGCGAUAAAUCGGUGUCUUCAGCACGACAUGAUCCAUCUAUACUUCUGCUGCUGCUGGUGCUACUGCUGCUGUUGCUGCUACUGCUGCUGCUGCUGCUGCUGCUGCUGCGCCUUCUUCUGGAUGCUGGAAAUGAAGACGCGGCGACAGUAGACGUGUGCUAUAUGCGUGUGUUUGAUGGGGUGUACAUACAGCUGGAUGCUGGAAAUGAGGACGCGCCGACAGUAGACGCCAUUUGUACGGUGCUUCGUGCCGCUAUGCUGCAGAUCCCGCCGCAGCAGCAGCAGCAGCAGGGCACAACUGCAGCAGCAGAUUCCUCUCUCCCUGCUGCUGCUACUGUUGCUGUUACUGCUGCGUCGGCGGCGACCCGCCGCACCGGCAGCAGCAAACGAGAGGAGGCCUGGAAUGUUGCAAUGCUGCAGCCAGGCAGUCAAAUUCUUGGGGGACUGAAGACGGUAGAACUUACUCUUCGUCUCGAUUUCCCUCUUACUUACAGCCAGCUGAGUGACGCAACAUCAGUUUCAGGUACAGCGACAGCAGCAGUUGUCGAUGCCAUACCCUUUCUCGUGUGGCUCCGCACGCGGCUGUUUACUGUGGAACGCCUGUUGCUGGCCUUUAUUGAACAGUCUGCAUAUCUUCUUGGCGCUGCUGUUAUCUUCUCCGGCGCAGCUCUUGUCACCUGUGCUGCAGCAUUCUUUGCUGGAAAGUGGACGUGGAGGAUCAAUACGAGCGUCGUUACAGACCCCUCGUGGACUGCUGCAGCUGCCGUGCUGUGGACUUCUGGCCUGCUGUUGGCCUCUGCUGCUGUUGGCUGCUGCUGCUGCAUAGCGUCAGGCGUCAGUGACGUUAAACAUGCUCAUCCCGGUGCACCUCUGUUGCGCCUGCUGCUGCUUCUGCAGAAGGCCCCACCACAGCAGCCUUUGCUGCAGCAUUCCCUAUCGCAGCACUUGCUGCUGCAGGAUGACCGGAUAGCCAGGCGGAUUCCCAUGCGAACGGAUUAUGGAGGGCCCCUAUCCACUGCGCUUAGCAGACUCGCAAAGGCGUCUCGUGAUUAUGCGCUCGAAGCAGCCGAUGAAGAUUUCAGUUCUCUUCCGCCUGCUGUAACAAUCACGGAACUAGCAGAAGGCGCUCCGCCUGACGCCUUGGACUCCGAGUGUGCCGGUGCUUCUGCUGCUGCUGCUGGUGCUUCUGCUUACGUUACAGCAACACGUCCUGCUCUUGUGUCUGAGAAAGAAGGCAGAGAUACAGACCAGCACCAGCCAGCAGCAGCCUCCGAAGCAGACACAGCAGCGCGUGGACACGCAGCAGCACCCGAAGAAAAUGUAGCAGCAGAUGAAUACCGCCAGCACCUUCGACAAGAGCAGCUGCGGCUGCAGCAACAAGCAGGACAAGGGGGGCGAGUGCGCGGGGGUGAUUUCGAUAUACAAAUACCUUUGCGUCUAGAGACAAAGAGGCGCCUGCAGCACCUAGAAGCACUUGGCUGGUAA